CGGGACUUCCGGCCGCUGAGUGACAGUCUUGACAGGCGGCGGCGGCGGAGGCGACAGUGGCCGCGGCGGAGGCGACGCGCCGGGGCCUGCGGACAUCGGAAGCGGGGACGCCGGGCGGGCCGGCCUGCGGGAGCCGCGCUGGCGGCGGCGGUGGCAGCGGCGACGGCGGCGGCGGCGACGAUGAUGGAGAUCCAGAUGGACGAGGGCGGCGGCGUGGUGGUGUACCAGGAUGACUACUGCUCCGGCUCGGUCAUGUCGGAGCGGGUGUCGGGCCUGGCGGGCUCCAUCUACCGCGAGUUCGAGCGCCUUAUCCACUGCUACGACGAGGAGGUGGUCAAGGAGCUCAUGCCGCUCGUGGUCAACGUGCUGGAGAACCUGGACUCGGUGCUCAGCGAGAACCAGGAGCACGAGGUGGAGCUGGAGCUGCUGCGGGAGGACAACGAGCAGCUGCUCACCCAGUACGAGCGCGAGAAGGCGCUGCGCAAGCAGGCGGAGGAGAAGUUCAUUGAGUUUGAAGAUGCUCUGGAACAGGAGAAGAAAGAGCUGCAGCUGCAGGUGGAGCACUUUGAGGUCCAGACACGGCAGCUGGAGCUCAAGGCCAGAAACUCUGCAGACCAGAUUUCCCGGCUGGAAGAGCGUGAGUCAGAGAUGAAGAAGGAGUAUAAUGCCCUGCACCAGCGACAUACUGAGAUGAUCCAGACGUACGUGGAGCACAUUGAGAGGUCCAAGAUGCAGCAGAUCGGUAGCAGUAGUCAGGCUGAGAGCAGUGUGCCUGGUAGGAGCCCUCGCCAGUCAUGGAGGAAAAGCAGGAAGGAGCGCCCCACGUCUCUGCCACUGGCUGACAGCAUGUGUCCACAAGAUGAGAUGUCCGAGUCGGGCCAGUCCUCGGCCGCCGCCACGCCCAGCACCACAGGCACCAAGUCCAACACCCCUACUUCUUCUGUGCCCUCGGCCGCUGCCACCCCCCUGCAUGAGAGUCUACAGCCCCUGGAGAACCUUGGGGCAGGCCCCCAGCAUGGCCAGCGGGCCCGAGAGAAGUGCAACAGCCGUAACAUGGAAGUGCAAGUCACGCAGGAGAUGCGAAACGUCAGCAUAGGUAUGGGCAGCAGUGAUGAGUGGUCUGAUGUCCAGGACGUCACCGACUCUACCCCGGAGCUGGACAUGGGCCGGGAGCCCCGCCUGGACCGCAUGGGCAACAGCCCCACCCAGGGUAUCGUGAACAAGGCCUUCGGCAUCAACACUGACUCCCUCUACCACGAGCUGUCCACCGCAGGCUCCGAGGUUAUCGGGGAUGUGGACGAAGGAGCUGACCUGCUGGGGGAGUUCUCAGUGCGCGAUGACUUUUUUGGGAUGGGCAAGGAAGUGGGGAACCUGCUGCUGGAGAACUCCCAGCUCCUCGAAACCAAAAAUGCUCUGAACGUGGUGAAAAACGACCUGAUUGCCAAAGUGGACCAGCUGUCGGGGGAGCAGGAGGCGCUGAAGGGAGAUCUGGAAGCUGCCAAGCAGACCAAACUCAGGCUAGAGACCCGCAUCAAGGACCUGGAGGAGGAGCUGAGGCGGGUCAAGUCUGAGGCCAUCAUUGCCCGCCGAGAGCCCAGAGAAGAGGUGGAGGACGUCAGCGGCCCCCUCUGCACAGAACUGGACAAGAUCCCCAUGGCCCAGCGGCGCCGCUUCACCCGAGUGGAGAUGGCCCGUGUGUUAAUGGAACGCAAUCAGUACAAGGAGCGACUGAUGGAGCUGCAAGAGGCCGUACGGUGGACCGAGAUGAUCAGGGCAUCCCGUGAGCACCCCUCUGUCCAGGAGAAGAAGAAGUCCACCAUCUGGCAGUUCUUCAGCCGCCUCUUCAGCUCCUCCUCCAGCCCCCCGCCAGCCAAACGAUCCUACCCCUCCAUGAACAUCCAUUACAAGUCUCCCACCACAGCCGGCUUCAGCCAGCGCCGCAGCCACGUCAUGUGCCAGAUCCCUGGCAGCCGCCCCCUGGAGUUCUUCCCCGACGAUGACUGCACGUCCACGGCCAGGAGAGAGCAGAAGCGAGAGCAGUACCGCCAGGUGCGCGAACAUGUGCGCAAUGACGACGGCCGCCUGCAGGCCUGUGGCUGGAGCCUGCCCGCCAAGUACAAGCAGCUGAGUCCCAACGGAGGCCAGGAAGACACAAGGAUGAAGAACGUGCCUGUCCCAGUGUACUGCCGCCCACUGGUGGAGAAAGACCCCACCAUGAAGCUGUGGUGCGCUGCGGGCGUCAACUUGAGUGGGUGGAAGCCCGUUGAGGAGGAUCCUGGGAGCGUGGUCAAGCCCAUGCCAGGCCGAGACCCUCUGACCUGCGACCGGGAAGUGGAAGGAGAGCCUAAGAGUAACCACACGUCCCCUGAGAAGAAGGCAAAGGAGCCACCUGAAGCAGACGCCACCUCGAGCCGUGUGUGGGUGCUCACCAGCACCCUGACCACCAGCAAAGUGGUGAUCGUGGAUGCCAACCAGCCAGGCACAGUGGUAGACCAGUUCACCGUGUGCAAUGCGCACGUGCUCUGUGUCUGCAGCAUCCCUGCGGCCAGUGAUGGCGACUACCCUCCUGGAGAGAUCUUUCUGGAUGGGGACAUAAAUCCUGAGGGGUCAAGCACUGAUGGUGUGCUGGCUGGCAUCACGCUGGUGGGCUGUGCCACUCGCUGCAACGCGCCCCACAGCAGCUGUUCAUCCCGAGGGGGCACCCCAGUACUGGACAAAGGUGAGGGGGAGGUGGCUGCUGUUGCCAACGGGAAGGUUAACCCCUCUCAGUCCACGGAAGAGGCCACGGAGGCCACGGAGGUGCCAGACUCGGGACCAAAUAAGCCAGAGGUGGCUGCGGUACGGCCGGGGCCCCUCACAGAGCACGUGUUCACAGACCCGGCCCCCAGUCCGACCCCCAGCACCCAGCCUGGCAGUGAAAGUGCACAAGAGGCAGAAGCAAGCGAGGGCCAGCCGGAGCCCAACACAGACCUCACUGGGGCCAGCAGCGCAGCGCCUACCAUGUGGCUGGGCGCCCAGAAUGGCUGGCUCUACGUGCACUCAGCUGUAGCCAACUGGAAGAAGUGUUUGCACUCCAUCAAGCUCAAGGACUCGGUGCUGAGCCUGGUGCACGUGAAAGGGCGAGUGCUGGUGGCCCUGGCGGACGGCACUCUGGCCAUCUUCCACCGGGGGGAAGAUGGCCAGUGGGACCUGAGCAACUACCACCUGCUGGACCUGGGCCACCCGCACCACUCCAUCCGCUGCAUGGCUGUGGUGCACGACCGUGUGUGGUGCGGCUACAAGAACAAGGUGCACGUCGUGCAGCCCAAGACUAUGCAGAUCGAGAAGUCCUUUGAUGCACACCCACGGCGGGAGAGCCAGGUGCGGCAGCUGGCAUGGAUCGGAGAUGGGGUGUGGGUGUCCAUCCGGCUGGACUCAACCCUGCGGCUCUACCAUGCUCAUACACAUCAGCACCUGCAGGACGUGGACAUCGAGCCCUACGUCAGCAAGAUGCUAGGCACGGGCAAGCUGGGCUUCUCCUUUGUGCGCAUCACGGCCCUGCUCAUCGCGGGCAACCGCCUCUGGGUUGGCACCGGCAAUGGCGUGGUCAUCUCUAUCCCGCUAACUGAGACUGUAGUUCUGCACCGAGGCCAGCUCUUGGGACUCCGAGCCAACAAGACCUCCCCCACCUCUGGAGAGGGCGCCCGACCCGGGGGCGUCAUCCAUGUGUAUGGGGAAGACAGCAAUGACAAGAUGGCCAGCACCUUCAUCCCCUACUGCUCUAUGGCCCAGGCCCAGCUCUGCUUCCACGGACACCGCGAUGCUGUCAAGUUCUUUGUCUCUGUCCCAGGAAACGUAUUGGCCACCCUCAAUGGCAGCGUGCUAGACAGCCCAUCCGAAAACCCGGGGCCAGCUGCUGCUGAGGCUGAGGGCCAGAGAAUGAAGAACGCCCUGGUGCUCAGCGGUGGGGAGGGCUAUAUCGACUUCCGCAUCGGUGAUGGGGAAGACGACGAGACGGAGGAGAGUGCAGGGGCUGUGGGCCAGGUGAAACACAUGUUGUCCAAGGCCGAGCGCAGUCACGUCAUUGUGUGGCAGGUCACCUACAGCCCCGAGUGAGCCCUACGUGUACAUAUGACCUGCUCCCAGCCGCCCGCCUGCCUGCUCCCUAACCUCUCAACUUGCAGCUUUCACCAUAAGGCCCAUCUGGCCACAGCCACAAUGGGGUCCAGCUGGGGAGGGGGGGGUUGCACCUGUAAUGGGGGAACUUUUCGGGAACUCUGCCAGCACCUCCUGGCCAGCACCCAGGCCAAAGUCCUCCAGACCCAGGGGUAGGCAGAAGCAGAGCUGGCCAGGGCGCCCUUAAGUGUCCACUGCUUGCCGGGGUCCCAGGCCAGGAGAUAGAACCUGGCCCCGCACCUUCCCGCCUUGAACACAGGCUGCCUGCUACUCCCCUAUCCUGUGCCCGGGACUCCCCCAGCAGGGGCUGGCCUGGAAGCCCCCAAGUGUAGGAUUCACCAGGCUCAGGGAGGGACUUGAUGCCCUCGAGGAGAACAGCUCAUGCUACUAAGUGCCAUGGCCUGGUGGCACCGCUGCUCCUGGUGCCCGGGAGGCAGCCAGGCACACAGCUGGUAUGGUAGUUGUGGCCCCUGAUGGAAGGAGCACAAGACAGCACUCCUGCCCUUGGUUCACCUCCCCGGAGAAGCAUAAAUCUGGUUGGCUGCGGCUACAGCUGCAGCUCCUCUCCACUGUGACAACCGUCUGCCCUACUGUCCCGGGGACUGGGGGCUGGCCUCAGGCUUUGGCCCUGCAAGUGACCCGCUCUGCUCCAUGUAAUAAACGUCCUCACACAGACCUGUCUCCCAGCACGGCA
This is a messenger RNA of Suncus etruscus (white-toothed pygmy shrew), 4849 nucleotides long. RefSeq names its product mitogen-activated protein kinase 8 interacting protein 3 (gene MAPK8IP3). The coding region runs from base 181 to 4095 and encodes 1304 amino acids. Gene Ontology annotation, cellular component: cytoplasm. Gene Ontology annotation, biological process: vesicle-mediated transport. The transcript has 33 exons. NCBI's taxonomy places the organism in Eukaryota, Metazoa, Chordata, Mammalia, Eulipotyphla, Soricidae. The record is from RefSeq and is a predicted model, not a curated record. Gene Ontology annotation, molecular function: MAP kinase scaffold activity; signaling receptor complex adaptor activity; kinesin binding.